CCUGCAACAACUUUUCCUGUUAUGAACGGCAUUGCUGACAAGAGCAUCAUUUAUAGAUUUUUAUUGACUAUAUUUUCAAUUUUAUAGGCACCAACGGCCCAAAUUUUUUAUAAAAAGUUUAUAGAAAAAAGUAAAAUUGACGCUACAUGGGAGCUUAUUCGCUGGAAGGUAAGACACCUAAAAACGUCAUUUAAAAAGGCCAAUGACUGGCGUAAAUCAACGGGCGCAGGACUACUUGAAACAGAUGCGGGAACUUCAAGCGUUGAAGGCAAAGUUCUACAAAUGUGUCCCUACUACAACCAACUAAAUGAAAUUUUCGGAGAAAAAAAAGUAAACGGCGACUUUGUGGUUAUUGACACUGGAGACGUGAUAAAUAUGGACGACACAUUAACCGAAUCAAUAAUUGUUGAUGAUUGCACUCCGUACGAUGUAGAUGAAGAAGCCAGUACCUCAUCUCUAGCUAAUUCCUCAGAUGUUCCAACAAUUGAAACAUGUUUGUCCUCAAAACAAUCAAGUGAUUUUACACAAAGCCUAUCAACAACUAUUUCCAAAAAAUCCAAAGACUUCGCUGAGAAAUUAAAAAAAAAUGCUCCGAAGUCAUCAGCUUCACAUCUUGCUGUCUUCCAAGCGGAGAGAACUGAAAUGUUUAAAAUUAGAUUAGAAUGGGAAAAAGAGAAGCACGAAAAAGAGAUUGCAUUGAGUGAUAGAAAAUUAAAGCUAGAGGAAGAAAAGGAAAAGCGUGAAAUGGAUUUUAAAGUCAUGCAGUUGGAAAAAGAAGAAAGAUUAAAAAUUCUUCAAAUAGAAAAGGACGAACGCGUACAAAAAUUUGAAAUUGAAAUGAAGUAUAAGUCCGUAUUACAAAACUAAGUUUCUUUAUCAUUUAUAAGUAGUAUAUACCUUCAUAUGUACAUAUGUAGGUAUGUUUUCGAAUCAGAAGU
Messenger RNA from Lucilia cuprina (Australian sheep blowfly), 938 nucleotides. RefSeq lists its product as uncharacterized. The record is from RefSeq and is a predicted model, not a curated record. Bases 283 to 867 code for a protein of 194 amino acids. Lineage: Eukaryota; Metazoa; Arthropoda; Insecta; Diptera; Calliphoridae. The transcript is spliced from 2 exons.